GGCGAUUUGACGAAAUAUUAGCUUGGGACUCACGACUGUAACGACAGUGAUGUCACUGCGCAUUGUCGGCUAGUUAGCUUCGGUUCACGAGUACCGCGGUGAAUCGUUGCAGGAAUAUUAAAUAGAAAUGUUUUAAACUGGUGUGGUGUAACAUCACAGUGUACAAAUGUCAGCGAGCUCUCGUUAUUUAGUACAACAAGAUAACGUCGUAUGUUAACCGGUGUGACCUGCCCGAGCCACGACUAGCUCAUCAUCAAUAAUGCUACGUAUUCUUUUAAAAUUCAUGAGAAAACAUAUAAAAUGAUGUCCAAACUGACAUUACAAAAAGUAGAAAGUAAUAAUAGGUGGAAUAAUUGUCGCUAAGAUACCUGUUCAGAAAACAGAACGUAAAUAAUUAACUGAUGGUGCGUUAAAAUUGAUUUAACAUUCUCGGUUGUUGACCGUGAGACGAGAAAAUGUGAUCAUAAUUUAUUGAUCAACACUGAAAAUGUGACGUGCAACCAAAUGGAAUUUACAUUCGAUUUCCGAGUGAUGGAAGCAGAACAGAAUGUUUCCUUCCAGCUGCCCUGUGCGGCCUCACCAUGGAGUCCAUGCUGAAUAAGCUGAAGAGCACGGUCACGAAAGUGACGGCUGACGUCACCAGCGCCGUCAUGGGCAACCCCGUCACGCGGGAGUUCGAGGUGGGCAGACACAUCGCCAGCGGCGGUCCCGGACUGUGCUGGAGGAUCUACAACGGCACCAAGAAGUCUACCAAGCAGGAAGUGGCCGUGUUUGUCUUCGAUAAGAAGAUGAUUGACAAGUACCAGAAGUUUGACAAGGACCAAAUUGUGGACUCCCUGAAGAGAGGGGUGCAACAGCUGACUCGACUGCGACACCCCCGUCUCCUGACUGUUCAGCAUCCUCUGGAGGAGUCGCGAGACUGUCUGGCCUUCUGCACAGAGCCGGUCUUCGCCAGUCUGUCCAACGUGCUGGGCCACUGGGACAACCUGCCCAGCCCCGUGCCCAACGACAUCAAGGAGUACAAGCUGUACGACGUGGAGACCAAGUACGGCUUGCUUCAGAUCUCGGAGGGUUUGUCCUUCCUGCACAGUGGGGUGAAAAUGGUCCACGGCAACUUGUGUCCGGAGAACAUAAUUCUCAAUAAGAGUGGCUCGUGGAAGAUUAUGGGCUUUGACUUCAGUAUUUCAUCCAGCAACCCGUCAGACCCUGAUCCUAAAUUCUCCUGUAAGGAAUGGGAGCCCAACGUGCCGCCGCUGUGCCUGCCCAACCCCGAGUACCUGGCGCCCGAGUACAUCCUGUCGGUCAGCUGCGACACGGCCUCCGACAUGUACUCGCUGGGCGUGGUGGCGCACGCCGUCUUCAACGAGGGCAAGCCCGUUUUCGCCGUCAACAAGCACGACAUCUUCAAGAGCUUCAGCCGGCAGCUCGACCAGCUCACCAACAUAAGUCCGGCUCUGUUGAACAAACUACCAGAGGAGGUACGCGACCAUGUGAAAAUGCUGCUCAGUGUCACGCCCAACGUGCGCCCUGACGCCGACCAGAUGACCAAGAUUCCGUUUUUCGACGACGUGGGCGCGGUCACGCUGCAGUACUUUGACUCCCUCUUCCAGAGGGACAAUCUCCAAAAGUCCCAAUUCUACAAGGGCCUCCCCAAAGUCCUGCCCAAACUCCCCAAGAGAGUGGUGGUCUACCGCAUCCUUCCGUCUCUCACCUCUGAGUUCGUCAACCCGGACAUGGUGCCCUUCGUGCUGCCCAACGUGCUGCUCAUCGCCGAGGAGUGCACCAAGGACGAGUACAUCCGCCUCAUCCUGCCCGACCUCUCGCCCGUCUUCCAACAGCAGGAGCCCAUCCAGAUUCUGCUGAUCUUCCUGCAAAAAAUGGACUUGCUCUUGACCAAAACGCCAGCAGAGCACAUCAAGAACAGCGUUCUGCCGAUGGUUUACCGAGCUCUGGAAGCCCCUUCUGUGCAGAUCCAGGAGCUGUGCCUCAACAUCAUCCCGACGUUCGCCAACCUGAUCGACUACCCCUCCAUCAAGAACUCUCUCAUCCCUCGCAUCAAAUCCGCCUGCCUGCAGACGUCCUCGCUCGCCGUGCGCGUGAACUCACUGGUGUGUCUGGGAAAGAUCCUGGAGUACAUGGACAAGUGGUAUGUUAUUGACGAGAUCCUGCCUUUCCUGCAGCAGAUCCCCUCCAGGGAACCGGCAGUGCUCAUGGGAAUCCUGGGAAUCUACAAGUGCACCUUCAGUCACAAGAAGUUGGGCAUCCCCAAGGAGAACCUGGCCACCAAGAGCCUGCCGCACUUAGUGUCGCUCAGCAUCGACAGCAACCUCAACCUCAACCAGUUCAACUCUUUCAUGGUGGUCAUCCGAGAGAUGCUGAGCCGCAUGGAGGCCGAGCACAAGACCAAGCUGGAGCAGCUGCACAUCAUGCAGGAGCAGCAGAGGAGUUUGAACAUCUCCGGCACUGCCGCAGAGGAGACCAAGGGCCCGCCGUCGUCGCAACAGAUCGACGACAUCUUCGGUAGCACGGGGGUGAACGGGAAGGAGAAUGGAUCCUCAGCAGCAGCCCCGCAGCCUAACAGAAUGUCUCUGACUCUGGAGGAGAAACAGCGACUGGCUAAGGAGCAGGAGCAGGCGGCCAAACUGAGGAGUCAGCAGCCACUGGCGCCGCAGAGCAUCAAACCGACCGCCUCCGCCAACUCAAAGGCGAAAGAUCUGACUAGCAGCCUGCUCACCAACAUGGCGUCCCUGAACAGUAUGUCCUUGACCAACACGCCGCGACCACCCAUGGCGCAGGCCUCCCUCGCCAUGCCCGCCUUGCCCUCCUCCUCCAUGGGCGCCCCGGUGUCCAACGGCUUCAACCCGGCCUUGGGCUUUUCGGCGACGGGCAUGGGCACGAGCAUGCGGCCGCCGGCUUCCGGCGUCUACGGCGGCAUGGCCACCGCCGCAAGCACCCCCAACUUUGGCGCUCUGGCGCAGAACCACGGCCAGAUGAACAUGUUGGCGCUGGACAACCUUUUCACGUCCAACAAGCCCAAAGUCUCCCUCAAUCAAAUGGCACCCGGGGUCGGCACCCCUUGGCUCGGCCAGUUCGCCCCGGCCCAGAACGCUCAGCCCGCCGUGCGGGGGGCUCCAGCGGCGGGUUUCGGGAUGCAAGCGAACCCUUUUUUCAGCCCGCAGAACUUCUCCCAAACGGCCGCCGGCGCCAACCAAAGUGGACUGAAGCACAGCACGUCGGCCAACAACGACCUGAAAGACUUGUUUGGCUGAAAAGAUCCAAUGUGAAGUUGAAAAAGUCAAUCUUUGCCAUGUCUAUUUUUGACCGCGUUCACAUUCUGCACCUCAUUUGUAUUUGAAGGACGAACGAUGUGUUACUUCUUGUAUGCCGUCUUCUACAAAGCUGUGAGGUUUCUUACUCUUUUCUACUUGAUGUUCUUAGGGGUGCACGUGCUAGUUGAGAGUAACUUUAUGAAUCUGAAUGAUCUAAUUCCAGCUUCAGAAUAUUUGAGGACAGGAGGGAGGGAGGGAGGUAGCUGGACGUGUAGCAUCGAGUAAGCAGGCUGGCUCCAUGGCAACAAUCGCUACAGGACUAGUAUCCUCCUUGUUACUGUACCAUAUGGAGCCCAAUUAAACACAUUGACAUUUCACUUUUUUGUAAAUGCAGUAUGACUAGUUGGAGUGCCCCUUGUAGCCAGACGCUAAUGCGAACAAGGUGCAAAGUAGGCUCUUGUGCCUUACACGGUUAAACUUGUAUUGAUUCCUUUUCUCUCUCUCGCUCUCUCUCUCUCUCUCUCUCUCUCUCUCAAUUUGACCAAUGAAGGUUUAGCUUGUUUCGUUCUUUGAAUAAUUCUUGUUUUCCACAUGCAGUGUAGCAUUCAGAUGUAAAAUUUUAAAUGGUAAAAGAAGUCACUCUAGGUUGUUGUUUUUUUUUUUUUAAAUUGAAAGGCACAGAGGGCCUCUGCAGUUUUACUUGAGUGAGAGUUUAAGAGGCCUUAGUAAUAGUAAUGAUGGAUGACCUCCAACGUCCACACAACUCAUUAGAUACGCUUAGAUUUUCAACUAAAAGUGCACAGUUGUCAUUUUGCGGCUGCUUUCCGAAAGCCUCUGGUCUUUCCGAUUGUACAUCUUCCAUCCACUACUGCUGACAUUUGUGUGUUCUGUGUGAUUUCCUGAUGAUUUGAGGUUGUUCAAUGAAAAUGUGUACAUAUAAAGGAAAGUAUACAAUCGUUAA
This is a messenger RNA of Phyllopteryx taeniolatus (common seadragon), 4230 nucleotides long. It is a transcript of the gene scyl2, whose product is annotated as SCY1 like pseudokinase 2. Gene Ontology annotation, biological process: protein phosphorylation. The transcript has 18 exons. Gene Ontology annotation, molecular function: ATP binding; protein kinase activity. Lineage: Eukaryota; Metazoa; Chordata; Actinopteri; Syngnathiformes; Syngnathidae. The record is from RefSeq and is a predicted model, not a curated record. The coding region runs from base 582 to 3269 and encodes 895 amino acids.